Messenger RNA from Alternaria triticimaculans, 981 nucleotides. RefSeq lists its product as uncharacterized. Bases 1 to 981 code for a protein of 326 amino acids. The record is from RefSeq and is a predicted model, not a curated record. Lineage: Eukaryota; Fungi; Ascomycota; Dothideomycetes; Pleosporales; Pleosporaceae. The transcript is spliced from 2 exons.
AUGCGUCAAUGCGAAGAAGACAAGGUGAGCCAGAAGAGGAAGGAGCGCCAAAGGCGCGAAGCGAAUGUUGCGCUUUCGCAUGUUAUCAUCCACGAAGAUCCUGCAGGAAAAGAUGAGACACCAGUACCCGGACAUGAUGAGAAGCUACCGGCGAAAGACGUAUCGCCAGAUCCUUCUGACGCUGCUCAGUCACUUCGCCCUCUACCGCAGAUCUCGCGCAAAAGACAACGCGAGCCUAGUUGCGAGUCACGAGACCCGUCACUUAAAGAGUCGAUUGUGGAUACAUCACAGCGUGAUUCCACCGACGUACACAGCCCGUACUCAGAAUCAGCAACCGCCCCAUUGGAAUACUACAUUCGCCUAGCCUCAAAGUCCAUGUCGCUCCCAACUCCUUCCGACUCGUACUUCACCUCACCAGAGCACGCGCCAGUACUCCACCGCAAGCGCGAGAACAAGAUCAUAAUGUACACAGGCUCCUUCAACCCACCGCAUCUUGGUCACUUCGAACUGGCCUUUCAUACAUUCCUACGUAGCUCCUCCACCACCGUCGCCGUCGUCUUCCUUCCAUUUCGCGAUAAACUCAAAGCGAAAGAUGGCGCUAUGGUCAACGGAAAGGUCUUCGCCACUGAAAAAGAACAAAGAAUCGCGCUACUACAAAACGACCUACUGCAGCGCUGGACUUGGUUUUACAGAGGCCAUCGCACAGAUUUCGAAAAAUACGGGGCUACUCUGAUCAGAGAAGCGAAGAAAGACGGAUUCCAAGUUUCCUUUGUAGUCCUAGCUGGAAGCGAUAAAUUCGAACGCGAAAAAGUCGAAACAAAGCCCUCUUGGCUCAUAGGAUGGGGAGAAAUAAUCACCAGCGACAUUACACGGCCGUCUAGUCUGUUCAAGGGUGGUAAUCGCGAGGAGAUGUCGACAAAGUUGGAGAAGGUCAUGAUGAACCCAGAGUUACUGCUACACUAUCUUGAAUCGGAUGGAUAA